Halichondria panicea is the source of this 2342-nucleotide messenger RNA. RefSeq lists its product as uncharacterized. Bases 145 to 2235 code for a protein of 696 amino acids. Lineage: Eukaryota; Metazoa; Porifera; Demospongiae; Suberitida; Halichondriidae. The transcript is spliced from 9 exons. The record is from RefSeq and is a predicted model, not a curated record.
ACACCCCUUGUUUUUACUGAGACUGCUCUGUCAUUCAUACUAUUUUGGGGAAUGAUGUAAUGGAAGGCAAGCUAAGGGUAUAUAGUCUAAGCAUAGUCAUGGUCUGAGCAUAGUAUGGUCUGAGGCUAAAUCUACCGAAAAGCAAUGGCUGAAGAAAUAAAAGAAACAGAUGUAGUAUUGACUGGCUGCGAUCAGAUUGCGCUUGAAUGCUCUACAGAGUACGUGAGCUACCCUCUGACUGAGCAGACAUGUUGGGCUGUCACCUCCUUCAAAGCUCCGUUCUAUGAGCCAACCUCUCGAGCCUCGGUGAACAUUGUGGCUGUCAUUGACAAGAGUGGCUCUAUGAAAGGGGAAAAGCUGAAACUAGUCAAAGAAACCCUGCAUUUUGUCAUUGACCAGUUGAAAGAAACUGACAGACUGUCUGUGGUUACUUACGACGCCUAUAUCUACGUGAAUUUUGACCUGAUGCUAAUGAACAAAGCCAACAAGAAAGAAGCCAAGGCUCUUGUUGACUCCAUUCGUAGUGGCACACAAACUAACCUCUGUGGAGGACUGCUCAAAGGAAUGGAACUGAUUUCGAACACCAACGAGCAGGACAAAGCACAAGUACAGUCUGUUCUACUCCUAACUGAUGGGCUAGCUAAUGUCGGUGUCAGAGACACCAACGAUAUUCUCAGAAACAUGAAGUGCUACCAGGAGCUUGAAGAGUAUGAUGAAAAACAACUUCCACCUCUACGUCAACAGCCGUGGCAGCACCCACAACAACGAGGACCACCUCUACACCCACCACCUCCACAUCUGUCACGAGCUCCUGUACCACCCCCACCACUCUCACAAGCUCCUGUGCCACCUCCACAGCUCUCACAAGCUCCUCCGCCACCCCCACCACCUCCACAGGUCUCACGAGCUCCUGCACCACCCCCACCACCCCCACCAUCUCCACAUCUCUCACGAGCUCCUGUACCACCCCCACCACUCUCACAAGCUCCUGUGCCACCCCCACCACCUCCACAGCUCUCACAAGCUCCUCCGCCACCCCCACCACCUCCACAGCUCUCACGAGCUCCUGCACCACCCCCACCACCUCCACAGCUCUCACAAGUUGCUGCGCCACCCCCACCACCUCCACAGCUCUCACGAGCUCCUGCGCCACCUCCACAGGUCUCACAAGCUCCUGUGCCACCCCCACCACCUCCACAGGUAUCACAAGCUCCUCCGCCACCCCCACCACCUCCACAGCUCUCACAAGUUGCUGCGCCACCCCUACCACCUCGACAGCUCCCACGAGCUCCUGCGCCACCCCCACCACCUCCACAGCUAAAUGGUCCACUGUUACGUAUACAACAAAACAUCUAUCGUCCAAACCAUCCAGCAAUCGCUCAAAUUCCUCCUACUAUUCUCAGAGCACCUCACUCCAAGUUUGAGGGCACUGUCUACACAUUUGGAUUUGGGUCUGACCACGAUGCCACUCUACUGGAGGCCAUCUCCACUCAAGGGGGCGGAGUUUACUAUUACAUUGACUCUAACGAAAAGAUUCCUGAGUCAUUUGCUGACUGCCUGGGGGGUCUACUGAGUGUGGUGGGUCAGAACCUCUCUCUCAAGCUGGAGCUACAAGGAGGCAACAGUGUGGCCGAGGUACACGCUAACAGAGCCAUCAAUUGGACGACUCCUGACAAAACCUGUGACAUUGCCAUGGGAGACCUUCAGUCGGAGGAGGAGAGAGAUAUUGUGAUGGAGUUGAAACUGCCAACUAUGCCCAAUCCCCAACAAGACCUGGUCAUAAAGGCUUCUCUCUCCUACUUCAAUGUCAUCACCUCUGCCCUUGACACUGUCACUUUUGACCUCAACAUAGACAGGAAAGACGGUGCUCAGGGCCCAGCAAAGGAGACUGUGGAUGUGCAGAGAAACAGAAUUAUUGCAACUACUGCUCUGAAGAAAGCCGAACCACUUGCGCAACAAAAUCGACUGGCCGAUGCCCAUGCUAUUCUCAACACUGCCAUCUCCACACUGACGGCUUCACCAUCCUUUCAGCAACAUUUCACUGAGGCUCUGACUAACGACCUUCGUCGAGGGAUUAGCUCACUGAAUUCAGCUAGCUCGUAUCAGAAGCAUGGCAGACACUACAUGCGCAGCAAGGUUCAGACUCACUCCACUCAGAGGUCAAACUUUGUUGAUGACACUCAGUACUACCAAAACAAAUCGAAGAUCGCCAUGAGAACUAAGACAAAAACCUGAGAAACAGUUUUGAUUAGCGUUAUUUUUAACACCUUAGAGUGUACUAGCUUCAAUCGGUUUGUUUGUGCACAUUAAUUAUUCUGUUAUUGUGAAAGUCAAUGACUAGG